Messenger RNA from Pieris macdunnoughi, 1860 nucleotides. Lineage: Eukaryota; Metazoa; Arthropoda; Insecta; Lepidoptera; Pieridae. The record is from the annotation of a GenBank genome assembly.
AUGGGUUUACUUACUGAGGGAAGUCCAUUGACUUGGGAAGAAACCAAAGCCUUAGCAGAACAUGUCCGGCAACACGGCGUAGAACAAUUUAUAAAUUUGUAUAAAAAGCUAAGGGACCGAACCGGUGAUGUGCUCAAAUGGGGCGAUGAAGUUGAAUACAUUAUAGUGAAAUUUGAUGAUGAAAAUAAACGAGCUACAGUCAGUCUAAGAGCUGUUGAAUUACUUCCUGAACUACAAAAGAAAGAACUUGAAGAUCCUGAAAAUGCCAAGUCUCUUUGGCGUCCAGAAUAUGGAGCAUAUAUGAUAGAAGGAACUCCAGGGAAACCAUAUGGAGGACUUCUAGCACAUUUCAACAUAGUGGAGGCAAAUAUGAAGUUUCGCAGAGCUGAAGCAAGUACUUUAUUGAAAGACGGAGAAGUUAUUAUGAGUAUUACUAAUUUUCCAAGAUUAGGCUGUCCAGGGUUCACAAGUCCACCAUACACACCAACACCAAACAGUGGUGUAUCUAUGUCUCGCUUCUUCCCUGACGAAGCAAUAUUUCCUGGUCAUCCUCGUUUUAAGACAUUGACUUCGAACAUAAGAGAGAGACGGGGCGAAAAGAUGGAAAUCAAUUUACCUAUAUACCGCGAUGUAAAUACCAAGAUACCUGUAGAUAAUUGCCACGAGCUUGAUAAGGGAUUGGCGAAGCCUGACUGCGUCUACAUGGAUGCGAUGGGCAUGGGUAUGGGAUGCUGUUGUCUUCAGUUGACGUUUCAGGCGUGUUGUAUUACUGAAGCGAGGACGUUAUAUGAUCAGCUGGCACCGCUGUGUCCAAUAAUGUUGGCCUUAUCAGCCGCCUCGCCGGUCUACCGCGGAUUUCUCACAGAUGUCGAUUGUCGUUGGAACGUGAUCUCUGGGUCAGUGGACUGUCGCACGCGGGAAGAGCGUGGCCUCGAACCGUUGAAGAACAACAAAUUUCGCAUACAGAAAUCAAGAUAUGAUUCAAUCGACUCUUAUCUAUCGGCUGAGCAUGAAAAAUACAAUGAUAUACAAUUAGUUCACGAUCCGAAGAUUUACCGUCGUCUCCGUGAGGGUGGGAUUGAUCAUCCAUUAGCAAUGCACGUGGCGCAUCUCUUCAUACGAGAUUCGGUUUCAUUAUUCACCGAAAAGGUUAAUCAGGAUGAUGAAAAUGACACUGAUCACUUUGAGAACAUCCAAUCAACCAAUUGGCAGACCAUGCGCUUUAAGCCACCCCCACCCAACUCCCGUAUUGGAUGGAGAGUGGAAUUCCGUCCUUGCGAAGCUCAGCUGACAGAUUUUGAGAAUGCGGCUUACGUCUGCUUUGUAGUACUGUUGACAAGGGUCAUACUGUCCUAUAGACUCAACUUUGUGAUGCCUAUUAGUAAGGUGGAUGAGAACAUGCAACGCGCGCAACGACGUGGCGCGUGUACGCAACAGAAGUUUUGGUUCCGUCGGGACGUGCGCUCGCCCGACGUGGACGCGUACGCUGAGAUGACAAUCGAUGAGAUUGUUAAUGGAAAGGAUGGCGUAUUCCCUGGUCUGAUUCCGUUAAUCGAGUCUUACCUCUCCGGUAUGGAUGUGGACGCAGACACACACUGUUCAGUACAGCAAUACCUGAAGCUCAUACAACGGAGGGCGUCUGGUGAAAUUUCAACUAUGGCCACCUGGAUCAGACAGUUUGUCACUUCACACCCGGAAUACAAAAAAGACUCGGUGGUGACGGAGAAAAUAAAUUAUGACCUUUUAAAAACUGCCCACGGAAUCCAAACUGGAACAAUCCCGGCGCCAUCAUUACUUGGAGGAAGCAAUGUUUCCAAAACCAAUGACGACAUUCCUACAGCAUUCAAAGACUGUCCUUAG